This is a messenger RNA of Carlito syrichta (Philippine tarsier), 723 nucleotides long. RefSeq names its product interferon kappa (gene IFNK). NCBI's taxonomy places the organism in Eukaryota, Metazoa, Chordata, Mammalia, Primates, Tarsiidae. The transcript has a single exon. Gene Ontology annotation, cellular component: extracellular region. The record is from RefSeq and is a predicted model, not a curated record. Gene Ontology annotation, biological process: adaptive immune response; natural killer cell activation involved in immune response; response to exogenous dsRNA. The coding region runs from base 1 to 723 and encodes 240 amino acids. Gene Ontology annotation, molecular function: type I interferon receptor binding; cytokine activity.
AUGAGAAAACUCCUCCCGCUGAAGAUAUCCAGGUAUAUGAAAGAGUCCUUAAGACAUCACUAUCAACCUUGGGUCUUGUGGAUUUUUAGCUCACAAAAAAAAACAAUCACCAAGCCCGACAUGAAUCAAAAGUGUAAGUGGCUCACGUUCCUCAUGGGUCUGUUCAUUACUGGCAUCCUGUCUCUGGACUGUAACUUUCUGAAUGUUCACCUGAGGAGAGUCACCUGGCAAAAUUUGAGACUUCUGAGUAGCAUGAGCAACUCAUUUCCUGUAGAAUGUCUAAGAGAAAGCAAAGCUUUUGCGCUUCUCCAAGAGAAUCGAUCAUACACCCAGCCUAUGAAGAGGGACAUCAAACAGGCCUUCUACGUAAUGUCCAUGCAGGUCUUCAACAUCUUCAGCCAACACACCUUCAUAUCCACCUGGAAACAGAAACAUCUGAAGCAAAUCCUAAUGGGACUUGAUCAGCAAGCAGAGUACGUGAAACAAUGCUUGGAGGAAGAGGAAAAAGAAGACAUGGAAGAAAUGAAUAAGGAUGAGAUGACACACUCAGGAACCGGGGUCUCCCAGCUGAGAGGCUUAGAACUGAGAAGAUAUUUCAACAGAAUAUACAACUUCCUAAAAGAAAAGAAAUACAAUCACUGUGCCUGGGAGCUUGUCCAGGUAGAAAUCAGAAGGUGUUUAUACUACUUUUACAAAUUCACAGAACUACUCAGGAGGAAAUAA